AUGGUAAACGCACAAGCAAUAGUUGAUCAAGAUUAUCCUCAAGGAUUUAGUAAUCUAGAAGUUCUUAAAUGUUCAAAUAAUCUAUUAACUGAUAUCGAUUUUUCGGAUUUAAAUCCAGACAAAAUAAGAGAGAUUGAUUUAGAAAAUAAUAAACUUUCAGCCAGAAAGUUAACUUACUUUAGUAAAUUUGUUAAUUUAGAAAGUAUACAUGUAGAUAGCAGUUUUCAUGGAAGUUUAGAACCUUUGAAAAACUUAACAAAAUUAAAGAUUAUAACUAUUGCCGGCACUAAUAUUGACAGUGGCUUAGAACAUUUACCAGUUAGUGUAUGUAGUAUUGGUUUUUUGGAUAAGAAUUCGUAUUGGAAACGUGAAAAUUUAGGCUGUCUGAAAAUUUUUGCGCAAUUAGAUGAAUAUUAUUCAUUAACCUCUUAUAUUAUUGAAAGAAAUUAUUUUAGCGAAAAAAAUUAUAGAGAGAAUUAUGCACUAGAAGCUUGGAGAGUAGAAAAUAUUCCUGAAUAUCGAAAAAAGAAGUUCGAAAAAUUCGAAAAAAGAAUAAAAAAUGAAUUUCUUUCUUUAAAAUCUCAAUUGACCAAGUUAGAAGAAAUAUUCGAACAACGAAUAAAACCUUUAGAUUUAAAGAACCUAAUUCCACAAAAAAUCAAGGAGAAAAAAGCGGAUAUAACUGAUAUUCUUCAUAGUGGAAAAGGUACUAGUGCUUACCUUCAUGAUGAGAUUAAAGAAAUGCGAAGAAAAUUAUCAGAUUAUAAAAAACUAGAACUACAUUUACAAGAAGCAAAAAAUCUAAAUAUUGAUUUGGAAAAAAUCAAGUUCAUUUGCAAAGAAGACAAAAACGGAAUUUAUAAAGGCGCUUAUAGAAAAUUAAAUGAGACUGAUGAAAAUAUAUCAAAGCUGAGUUGUUAUUUCAAAAAAUCAGAAACUAAGAUAUAUUAUUAUGAAAUCGCUCUUAAAGAUUUUGUUCAAGACGCAGCGCUUCUUGAAUUGGUAAAACAUACUGUUGAAAUUCAAAAGCUAACUCAAAGAUUAUUAGGUCGCCGACACACUCCGGGUUCGAGUAAAAAAUAA
Molecule: messenger RNA, 1083 nt
Organism: Dentiscutata heterogama
Lineage: Eukaryota; Fungi; Glomeromycota; Glomeromycetes; Diversisporales; Gigasporaceae
Source: the annotation of a GenBank genome assembly